Hydatigera taeniaeformis is the source of this 708-nucleotide messenger RNA. The record is from the annotation of a GenBank genome assembly. NCBI's taxonomy places the organism in Eukaryota, Metazoa, Platyhelminthes, Cestoda, Cyclophyllidea, Taeniidae.
AUGGACGAUUUGCGGCCUUCUCCUCUCGGAACCAAAAAGCAUUGGGAUGGUCACUACGAGAAAGAAUUGGAGAACUUUGUCGAAUUUAAUGACGCAGGCGAAAUUUGGUUCGGUAGGAUUGGUGAACGACGCAUCAUCGAGUACCUCUCAGGUUGUAGCACACCUCUUGAUUCAAGGAUAUUAGAUUUAGGAUGCGGUAACGGCCAUUUUUGUAUUGAGCUUGUGAAGCACGGAUACAUAUCUGUCAUUGGUGUUGACUAUUCUGAGACUGCUAUUAAGCUGGCGCAGAUGGUAUCGGCAUCUGCACGAUUUUCAGACCGAACAAAAUUUAAGUGUUUGGACCUGCUGUCUCCAGAGUCUGUUCGUGAUUUUGCUUCCCAAGAGGGACCCUUUGAUGUUGCCAUUGACAAAGGCACCUUCGAUGCUGUCACUUUGACGCCAGACGAUGCGAACUCUCUGCGGGUUUCAGAGAUGUCUCGAGACCUUUAUUUGUUUAACACGCACCACCUCCUUCGCCCUGAUGGCAUGGUGGUGAUAACUUCUUGCAACUGGGCCGCUGAUGAGCUGCGCCGGGAAUUUGAACGCAUCCGCGAGGGAAGAAAUCAGCUCUUUCAAUUUACCCACGAGGUACCUUCGUUAAGUUCAUUCACCUUUGGUGGUGUGGCGGGUGUUAGCAGCGUCUGUUUGGUUUUUAGGCGUCUCGAUUGA